Ambispora gerdemannii is the source of this 1110-nucleotide messenger RNA. Lineage: Eukaryota; Fungi; Glomeromycota; Glomeromycetes; Archaeosporales; Ambisporaceae. The record is from the annotation of a GenBank genome assembly.
AUGUAUAAAAAAUGUCUAAUCAUUCGCUAUGGAGAACUGUUUUUGAAGGGAAAAAAUAGAAAUGAUUUUAUUCAAAAAUUAGUUGCUAAUAUUACCUUAGCUUUCCAAAAAAAUAACUUUCCCAACUUUAAUAUCAAAAAACUAUCCGACCAAUUAAUAGUCACGGCCGAAAAUGAUGAAGAAUUGCCAAAAAUGAUUUCUUCCUUAAAUAAAGUGUUUGGGAUUAGUGUCUUUUAUCUGGCUUACCAGUUAGAAAAAGAUUGUGAAAAACUCUACAACUUUGUUAAGGAAAUUACUAACUAUUACCAAAUUAAUUUUACCACUUUCAAAUUUGACAUUAGCCGGAGUGAUAAAACUUUUGUCAAAAAUUCCUUAACAUUACAAAAAGAGUUGGGGGAAAUUAUAACCCAAGAACAAGGUCUAAAAGUCAAUUUAAGCAGUCCAGAAAAAACCUUUUAUAUCCGAAUUUAUCGUAAUUUUAUCAUUUUUUUUACUGAGAAAAUAAAAGGUUUGGGCGGUUUGCCAGUGGGUAGCUCCGGAAAAGUUCUGUUACUUCUAAGUGGGGGUAUAGAUUCGCCAGUAGCUGCCUACCAAUUAAUGAAAAGGGGUUCAGAAGUUAUUUAUUACCAUUUUUAUCAGCAAAAAGAGGGUCAAGAAAAAAUAUUUAAGUUAGCGGAAAAACUAAGCCCUUACAAUAAUUAUUCUAAUAAUACUUGUCUAGUUGGUACUCAGACCCUUUUGACUGAAAUUAGCCAUAUUAGUCAAGAAAAAUACCGUCUUGUCAUUUUAAAAAGAAUGUUUAUUCGUUUGGCUUGUUCCUUAGCCCAAGAAUUAAAAAUUAGAGCAAUUGCGACUGGUGAUUCAUUAUCUCAAGUGGCUUCCCAAACCUUAGAAAGCCUAGCAGUCAUUCAACAAGUUAGUUCCCUAAUUAUAUUACAACCUUUAAUCAGUUAUGACAAAAACGAAAUAAUUACCGAAGCACAACGAAUAGGCACUUAUGACCUUUCUCUAAGUAAAUAUGAAGACUGUUGUUCUUUAUUUGAACCCAAACACCCCAUAACCAAGCCAAAAAUAGAAACAGUAGAAAAAUUAGAAAAAGAAAUUUUCUGA